This is a messenger RNA of Colletotrichum tamarilloi, 1014 nucleotides long. Its product is annotated as serine carboxypeptidase S28. Bases 1 to 1014 code for a protein of 337 amino acids. The record is from RefSeq and is a predicted model, not a curated record. Gene Ontology annotation, molecular function: dipeptidyl-peptidase activity; serine-type exopeptidase activity. Gene Ontology annotation, biological process: proteolysis. The transcript has 5 exons. Lineage: Eukaryota; Fungi; Ascomycota; Sordariomycetes; Glomerellales; Glomerellaceae.
AUGAAGGUCUCACUCGCCUUGCUCAGCUGCCUCGCGGUGGCCCAGGCCCAUUUCGCCUUCCAACCCAUCCAGCCUCCUCUGAGGGCUGAAGAUGAAGAGGAAGGAGUCCUCUCCAAGAGAGAAGCCGGUUUCUUUGAGCAGCUCAUUGACCACAAUGACCCAUCUCUCGGGACCUUCCAGCAGAGAUACUGGUGGAACUCCACGUACUGGGAGGGACCUGGUUCUCCGGUGGUGUUCUUCACGCCUGGAGAAUCAGAGGCUGCCCCCUACACCGGAUACCUCACGGAUCGGGCCAUCACAGGAGCCAUUGCCAAGGCAAUCGGCGGUGCCGUCGUUAUGGUUGAGCACCGUAACUGGGGAACCUCCCUGCCGUACGCGGUCCAAGACACCAAGAACCUCCAGCAGCAUACCAUGACGAAUGCUGUCCUCGACUUUGCCAACCUUGCCCGCAACGUCCAACUGCCUUUCGACAAGAACGGCAGCAGCAACGCCCCCCAAGCACCCUGGGUGUACACCGGCGGAUCAUACUCCGGCGUCCUGGCCGCAGCCAUCGCAAAGCUCGCUCCGGGAACCUUCUGGGCCUACCACUCCAGCAGUGGCCCUGUCGAAGCGACCUACGACUACUGGAGCUACUUCCUCCCCAUCCAGAACGGCAUGCCUAAGAACUGCAGUCGCGACUUUGAGCGGAUCGUCGACCACGUGGACAACGUCUUGCUCACCGGCAGUGAUGAUGAGAUCUACUCCCUGAAGAAGAAGUUUGGCCUCCAGGACCUUGCUCACAAGGAGGACUUUGCCUCGGCUCUCGUCGGACCCCUUGGCUACUGGCAGUCCAUCCAGCUGUACUCGGGAUACUCUGCCUUCUACGAAAUGUGCGAUACCGUCCAAGGCGCCAUUGGUAACUUCUCGGCACCCAACGCGACGUACAGCGCAGACGGCGUCGGCCUUAGGGAGGUCGUAGAGGGCCUUGGAGGCUGCGGCGGCUGGGUCGCGGACACCGACGAUGAUUGUUGUUGA